Apaloderma vittatum (bar-tailed trogon) is the source of this 1419-nucleotide messenger RNA. RefSeq names its product dpy-19-like 4 (C. elegans) (gene DPY19L4). The annotation marks the transcript as partial. The record is from RefSeq and is a predicted model, not a curated record. Gene Ontology annotation, cellular component: nuclear inner membrane. The transcript is spliced from 11 exons. Gene Ontology annotation, molecular function: mannosyltransferase activity. NCBI's taxonomy places the organism in Eukaryota, Metazoa, Chordata, Aves, Trogoniformes, Trogonidae.
GUGCAUGAAGUAUACAAAAUCUACUUGUUCUCUCUCUUCUUGGGGUACCUUUCGCAGUUUGAAAAUUCAGCCUUACUAGUGUCACCAUUACUGAGUCUUGUAGCAGCUUUUAUGCUCUCUAAAUGCCUUCAGAUGAACAUGAAAAAAGGUACAUUUAUGUCAAGAUUGCUGAAAAUAAUAUACAUUUAUUUGGUACUUACAAUAACAGUGACACUAAACUUCUUACUAAAGAUGUUUGUUCCUCAUAAAGAAAAUGAGCAUUUGCUGAAGUUCAUUGAAGUAAAACUUGGCUUAAACACAACUAAGAAUUUUACAAUGAAUUGGCUCCUCUGUCAAGAAUCUCUUCAGGCACCCUCCCAAGACUUCUUUUUGCGACUGACACAGUCAUCGCUGCUGCCUUUCUAUAUUUUAGUAUUAAUUAUCUGCCUUUUUUCGGUAACUCAGGUCAUUUUUAGGAGAAUUUGUGGUGAACCACUGAAAGAGACAGUUAAACUUGAGGAUGGUCGAAUUGGAGAGAGGCCAGAAAUAGUUUAUCAUGUAAUUCACACAAUUUUACUUGGUUGUCUAGCGAUGUGUUUGGAAGGAAUGAAAUACCUAUGGACGCCUUAUGUUUGCAUGCUUGCUGCAUUUGGUGUGUGCUCUCCCGAACUUUGGAUGACACUUUUCAAGUGGCUUCGACUGAAAGCCGUGCACCCAAUAUUACUGGCUCUUAUUCUAAGUAUGGCAGUUCCCACAAUAAUUGGAUUCAGCUUGUGGAAAGAGUUUUUCCCUAGGAUAAUGACAGAGCUUUCAGAACUGCAAGAAUUCUAUGAUCCUGAUACAGUAGAACUUAUGACAUGGAUAAAGCGUCAGGCUCCUGUGGCUGCUGUGUUUGCAGGCAGCCCGCAGCUAAUGGGUGUGAUUAAGCUUUGUACCGGAUGGAUGGUGUCGAGCUUGCCUUUAUAUAAUGACGAUGAUCUUCUAAAAAGAAAUGAAAAUAUUUAUCAGAUCUAUUCAAAGAGGUCAGCAGAGGAUAUUUAUAAGAUACUCACAUCUUACAAAGCUAAUUUUCUGGUUAUUGAAGAUUCAAUUUGCAAUGAAGUGGGCCCUGUAAGAGGAUGUAGAGUUAAAGAUCUGUUGGAUAUUGCUAAUGGUCAUGUGGUUUGCGAGGAAGGCGACAGCUAUGCCUACUCAAAAUAUGGACGAUUUUGUCAUGAAAUCAAAAUGAACUACUCUCCAUAUGUGAAUUAUUUUACUCGAGUAUACUGGAAUAGAUCCUACUCUGUAUAUAGAGUCAACACUGUGAUAUCAUUCCAGUCAUGAGAAAGCACGCAAGAUGCUUUCUGAGGAUUGAUUGUGAAUGAAAUUCAGUUGAAAAAGUUCCUUUUGAUCAAGGAAGUUAUUUUUGGAGAUACAUGUGCGCACAUGCAGUGUAUUGAC